AUGACGACCGGAGACAAGAGCCCCGCGGGGCAACAACGCCCAGCCAAGUUGCAUGGCAGGGCAUUCUACGAGAGCAUUGGUAGCCCCAAGUUUAUCGUUGCGCCCAUGGUGGACCAGUCCGAAUUUGCGUGGCGCAUGCUUACCAGAUCCUUCCUCUCCCCAACCGAGCAGUCCAGCCUCCUCGCCUACACGCCCAUGCUGCACGCCCGCCUCUUCUCGCAGGACGAAAAGUACCGCCAAGCACACUUCCAGGCUGUCCGUUCAAACGAAGACCCCUGGCUUGACGGGAACCCCUCCAUCGAUCGACCGUUGUUUGUCCAGUUUUGCGCCAACGACCCUGACGCCCUCCUCGCUGCCGCCAAACAGGUCGCGCCCUACUGCGAUGCAGUAGAUCUCAACCUUGGAUGUCCUCAGGGUAUUGCGCGCAAGGGAAAGUAUGGCGCUUUCCUUCAGGAGGAUCAGGAUCUCAUAUUUCGUCUGAUCAAUAUUCUGCACAAGGAGCUCCCUGUGCCCGUCACGGCCAAGAUUCGCAUUCUGGAGACUGAGGAACAGACGUUGGCGUAUGCGCAGAAUGUGCUCAAGGCGGGCGCGUCCAUCCUGACUGUACAUGGUCGGCGGAGGGAGCAAAAGGGUCACCUGACAGGUCUGGCCGAGUGGAAGAUGAUCAAGUUCUUGCGCGACAGCCUGCCAAAGGAGACAGUCAUUUUCGCCAAUGGAAACAUCCUUCAGGAGGGCGAUAUUGAGCGAUGCCUCGAGGCUACAGGGGCGGACGGUGUCAUGAGCGCUGAGGGUAACCUCAGUGACCCAGCCAUCUUUUCGAAGCCGCCACCUGUAGGCGAGGAGGGACGGGAAUACUGGAGGGAUAAGGACGGCAAGGGUGGAUACAGAGUUGAUGCCGUUAUGAGGAGGUACAUGAACAUCCUCCACGAGCAUACCCUAGGAGGCAAAGCUCCCGAACGUAGACCACUCUUUAUGCCCGGCGACGACACAACAUGGAUGACGGAGGGUCAGGCUGAGGGCGACGAGCCAGCGCCCAAGAGGCGUAAGAAGGAGGGCGGCGGUGGAAAGAAGGGUGAGCAGGGACCAAACAUGUCGGCCAUGCAGCCUCAUCUCUUCCACCUUUUGCGGCACUUUGUCUCCAAGCACACCGACGUGCGGGACAUGCUGGCCAAGAGCCGAGCCGGUGACAUGGAUGCCUACGAGCGAGUGUUGGCGGCCGUGGAGCUCAAGGUGGCCGAGGGUCUGCUCGAGUACGAGCGCACCAACGGCGAGAACGUGGCAGACCCGACGCCGCUGGCCGAGGGCGAGGUGGAUCCCCCAGAGGAUGAGAGUUCGGUAGGCACACAACGCCGAUGCCGGCGACCGUGGUGGGUGGUACAGCCCAUCAUCCGGCCACUGCCCAACGAGGCGCUCAAGAAGGGAGCCAUCACGUUGAGUAAGAAGGAGAAGGGAAAGGCCAAGGAGAAGAAAGAGGAGGAGAAGGGAAAGCAAGAGGAUAUCAAGGCUAGGGAUGAGGCUUUGGCUGGAUAA
Molecule: messenger RNA, 1530 nt
Organism: Fusarium vanettenii 77-13-4
Lineage: Eukaryota; Fungi; Ascomycota; Sordariomycetes; Hypocreales; Nectriaceae
Exons: 2
Coding region: 1-1530 (509 amino acids)
Biological process (GO): tRNA processing
Molecular function (GO): tRNA dihydrouridine synthase activity; flavin adenine dinucleotide binding
Source: RefSeq, a predicted model, not a curated record